CAAGAUGGCCGAAUGUUCAAACAGUGGUCAUGAAAUGGAUAUUGUUAAAUGUGGAAUCUGUCUUUCGGACUUUGCUAAGCCUAUUCUUUUGCGUUGCUUUCAUAUAUUUUGUACUCCGUGUGUUUCAAAACUGACUGAAGGUAAGCAAACAUUGAUUUGUCCGUUAUGUAGAGCGGUACAAGAACUUCCACACAAGGGUGUUGAUGGAUUAAGUCUUUAUCCGUACGUUCAAAUGGCAGGUUCACAAGACAAUGUAACAGUACAAUGUCAAAUGUGUGACAAUGACAAGAUCGCUGUUUCUAAUUGUAUCGAUUGCAAAAGUAAGAUGUGUUUUGAGUGUUCUGCAUAUCAUCUUAAGCACAAAUUAUUUAAGACAAACAAAACAGAAAAAAUAGAAAGUGAACAUACUGAAAUUAAAUCACCAGAGGCAAAAAAUCUUGACGAUUUCUCGUGUGAAGCUCACAAUGAGCAAUUUUCUCUCUACUGCGAACCUUGCAAUCAAGCAAUUUGCCAGGAAUGUGCUACACAGAAUCACAAACUUCACAAAAGUGAGCCAAUAAUGUUUCAAGCCCAGAGAAGGAGAGACCUUUUGCGAUCAGCUAUUGGCGCGAUAAAAUCGAAGAUCGCUGGACUAGAUCAAGAAAGAGAAAUAUCGAAAUUCGCAGAAAAAAAUCAUUAUAAACUAUGUAAACAAUGGAAAGACGAAAUAAGAACACACGCAAACAGAUCAAAAGAAACUCUGUGCAAAAUAGUUGAUCUUUUAGCAGAUGUAAAUUUGAAAAAAAUUGAUGAAAUGCAGAAGGAAGAUAUAAAAUCGAUUAAUAAUUUUCAAGAUGAACUUGAAACAAAGAAACUGUCUUUACUUUGCUUGUUAAGAAGCACUAAAGACAUUGUAAAAUGCAGUUCAGAUGGAAAAUUGCUUAAUGAUUACACAUUUCUUUACCAGACAUUAUGCAAUGCUGUCACGAAAGACAAUCAGUUAAUGGUAUUUUCACCACAGUUUUGCUUCGGGAAUCAACUCGAACACAAAUAUAUUGAAAACUGUUUUGGCUUGGUUAUGAGAGGAGAAAAACCUAACAUGAUAGGUGCAUCGGAGUCUCACAUUUAUUCGCUACCAAUUAUUUGUGCCGUAAAUGAGUUCAAGAAAAUGCACUCAUUUAAUAUCAACUACUUCCAAAAUUUUUACGGUGCCUGUGAAGAUAAGACAUGGAUACUGCAAAACUACGAAGAAUGUAUAAAGCUUUAUUCCGCUAAUGGUGUCGAUCUAAGAUAUACAGUUCCAAAAAAUGAUGCUGAGCAAAUAUUACGAGCGACACAAAACGAACUUUGGAUAAAGUCAGGUGGGCAUAUAAAAAAAAUAACCGUUGAAACUGCAAGCACAACUGAAGAGAUAGUACACAUGCCCGAGUUCGCAAAUGCUACUUGUUCUGUACUUGAUGAUAACCGCAUUAUCGCGUACUCUGUUCAAGGUAAAUGUUUUUAUGAUGUGACGAUUGAUGGAGACUGGCCAGUUAACAUAAACGAAACAACAUUAAAAAUCAUUCCUGUCGAGGAAACAAUUGCCGUGCUUAUAACGGAAAAGCCUUUAAGUAUAACUGAAACCGUAUCGAAGCACAUCAUAAUACCAUGUAGGGAAAAAGUUAUAACAUUUGACAGAAACUUUAGGGUAUGCAAUGUUCAUGAGAACAAAGGUUCAAGUUUCGGGGGCAGUUGUGGAGAUCAUUAUGGUAAUAUAUUCAUAGUUGAUACUAAUUUGAACAAAAUUUGCGUGUUAAAUUCAUACGGUGAAUUUUUACAUGAUGUGUCAAUACAAGGAAUAUCGUCCCCAAUUUACAUUACAAGAGAUUCUAUGGGAAAUAUUUGGUUGACUGACAGUGGAAACAAGGUGCACAUAUACUCUUAUCUUUGAUUUUCAGUUAUAACACAAUGAAUUAUCAAACUGCGAACACAUAGAUAGAAAAGAGGUUUAUUUACUGUCUCCUUUUUACGAGUUUUUAUUCCCAAAAACAUAUAUAAACUCAACUUCUCACAGUCAAAUUAAAACUACAGUUUCAUACAUAAACUGUUAUUGGAAUUGAGCUCAGGACGCUACAAUUUGUUUAAUAUUUACAUAUUUAGCUAUUUUGAACUUGUUCAACUAAAUUUUAUAUACUUAUUUUUUAAUUUAAUUUAAACAAUUUUUAUUUUUGAAAAUAUCACAGUAAUGAAAUGCACAAAUUCUUUCAAAUCAUUAACACAAAAAUUAUCUUGGACACAUUACCUGUCAGCUAUUUAAUGUUAUCACAAAAUGCAAUCAGCAGUUUUUUUUUUAUGGUGAUUGAUUGUUAGUAAUACUUAAUGUAUCGAUCAAACCGCAGGUGGUAUAAUAAACGACAUAGAGAGCCAUCAUGGCGGGCAUAUACUUUAUUGCCACCAUUUAUCAUUGGGCCCAGUAAGGAAGAACAUAUAAGAAAGUAAGACAUAUUUCGCACAAAGUAGUUCCUACGCAUAGCUGUAACGUUCAAAAUAUGUAAGCUAUUUGGUUAAUUUGGUAUGAAAUGAAAGCUAAGAAAUAAUACAGAAUCUUUAUGAAAUUAAGGGCCUUUAUUGCAUGUUUCUCAAAUCAGAAGUACUUUUUUUUUACUUCCUGACUUCCAGGAACCAGUAAUAAAAUGAAAGGUAUACUACUGUUGCCUUUAUUAAGCUUAAGCCAGACAUAAAAUGACUGUCAUUAAAUUUGAAAAAAAAACGACAAAAAGGUUUUGAACGUAUGUAUUUGGUGAAUAACAUAGAUGCAAUGAAGGCAUGAAUUAGCGAUUUGAUCAUCUAUUUAUUGUGUGAUAUUAAAUAUAUUGACUAAUUUAUUUGCAUAUGAUUUUAUGUUAUCAGUUUGCAAAGAUUCACAAAAUGUGUUAUAUGAAUUUAAGAUAGUUCGAUUAUUCUCUUAAUAUUUAUAAAUCUAAGGUCAUAAUUUGAGCUUGUCAGGUAAGAAAUCAUUAAGUUAUAUUUUUGGUUAUCAUAUCUGUCAUAAAAUGAAUUAUAUGAUACAUCUUGAUUUUUUAAAAUAAAAAGCAUCUUAAAACGCA
This is a messenger RNA of Mytilus californianus (California mussel), 3065 nucleotides long. RefSeq lists its product as uncharacterized. The coding region runs from base 5 to 1909 and encodes 634 amino acids. Lineage: Eukaryota; Metazoa; Mollusca; Bivalvia; Mytilida; Mytilidae. The transcript has a single exon. Gene Ontology annotation, molecular function: zinc ion binding. The record is from RefSeq and is a predicted model, not a curated record.